Messenger RNA from Thunnus maccoyii (southern bluefin tuna), 4890 nucleotides. It is a transcript of the gene lrfn1, whose product is annotated as leucine rich repeat and fibronectin type III domain containing 1. Gene Ontology annotation, molecular function: protein binding. The record is from RefSeq and is a predicted model, not a curated record. NCBI's taxonomy places the organism in Eukaryota, Metazoa, Chordata, Actinopteri, Scombriformes, Scombridae. The coding region runs from base 1653 to 3929 and encodes 758 amino acids. The transcript has 6 exons.
CGGAGUAUCACAAACACCUCAAAGCGCCUCCUCUCCAUAAGAGCACAUCAUCAUGUUAAAAUAUUUUCUUCUCAUACUCACCACAGAAAAAAAGAUACUUAGAGUUGUUGUUUUUUUUGUCGUGUAUAUGCUUUAAAUGCAGCUCAAAUGACAUCACAUUGCUGCAGUGCUGCACUGUCCAUGAGAGGUGUCAGUCGCUUCCUCUGAUACCAAGAAUUUGUCCAGUGGCCACUUGGCUUUGCUCUCUUCCAGACAUCAUGGCGUGACAACAUGUAUUCAUUUAUAUCGGGCUCUUGUUACGCAGGUGGACGCCUGCAUGAGGAGUAGAGGCGCAUUUUCAAAGGCUGCCUGUUCUGUGGGACACAGCAAGAUUUCCUGCCUCAUCCCGCCCGGAGAAAUCGACCGCAUUGCUUUGUUGAGGGAGCGGACAGACCAAUCAUGUAUGAAAACUAAUUGCUCGCAUGGGUAAGCGUAGUAGGCUGUUAGAGGAGGGAAAAAAACACACACGGUAUCCACGCAUGGGUGGGAUCCCUUCAUUGCGCUUCAGACAGGGGGAAGUUGACAAGAAAUGCUACAGUAAUGACCAACAACUGUCAGUAAAACAGGCGUGAUAACUGCGCUGUAGUGCUGUAAUCACCAGAAAACCGCUGUUGAGGGAGAGUUUUCGACCUUCGUGAUGUUUUUUUUUACGGACUUGAAGCCUGAAUUUGACGCCAACCUUCAAGCGUCAGAUGCUUUUUCAAGAGCGCAACAUAUCGCUUGAAAAGAGCCCGGUCUGCAGUUAUCUGUCCUGACACAAUCUGGGCUGCAAUUCAUAACAAGCAUGAGAUUUAUUGGUAAUUAAAUCUACAGUAUUUCUGCGUAACAAACCCGUACGCGGGGGACUUGAUAACGACCACGUACUGACGCUUUAACCCCUUUGAACACAGCUCGGACGCAAGCCUCGGACUCUCCAGAGCUCUUUUGGGAUUUUUUGGGGGGGAUUUCAUUUUCUGCCUUUAAACCUUAAUCGGAUCGUACUGGGAUUUAAGGUGGGGUUUCAUCCCGACGCAGGUAACUGGAAGAUACCCCCACUGGCUCUUGUUGAUGACACUUCAGCAGCAGAUUGUCGCUCAUCACGUCCGUCGGAUUUUUCAGCAGCUCCGACGAGCCCUAAUAAGAAGGUUUUACGCGUGAAUUUGGAAUAAAUGAACUCUCGUAACCAUCUGAGAUUCGUUGUGAAUUUACCCGGUGAGACAAGUGUGUGGACGGAGGAAAAUAUGUGCAAUGGGACCAACCCUUCGGCAUCAGCUUUAUUAGUCCCACUUUUGGCUGCUUUGAAGUGAACCCUGUGAGGAGCAUCCGAAACGACAGGAUAUUCUGGACCUGGGGAGAAAAAGAAAGAGACGGAGAGAGGUAAAAUCUUGUGGCUGCGAGAGGAGAAAAUGGAGCAGGGAAGUGUUUGAUGGAGCCAUGUUGGAGAUUAAGUGAGACCGGCUUGUCCUGAGCCGACACCAGACUUAUCACACUGGGCCAGGUGGUGUUUUCCUGUGAGCCCAGUAGUAGUCGCCUGCCUCAGCUCUGACUCUCCAACCGCCAGCUGAUCGAGAUGCUGAUGUGAAACCUGCGAUGGAGACCAGGGCUUGAUAUCUGGACCUGGAAACUCAUCAACAAUGGACCGGCUGGUUCUGUGCGUGCUGCUGUGUGCAGCUCUGGUGAAGGGAUACAGCUGUCCCGGCCGCUGCAUCUGCCAGCACCUCUCCCCCACUCUGACUCUGCUCUGUGCUAAGACUGGCCUGUUGUUUGUGCCCCCCACCAUUGACCGCAAGACCGUUGAGCUGCGGCUCACCGACAACUUCAUAACCAUCAUCCGCAGGAAAGACUUUUUCAACAUGACUAGUUUGGUCCACCUCACCCUGUCCCGCAACACCAUCAGCCAGAUCACCCCCCAUGCCUUUGUCGGCCUGCGAUCCCUGCGGGCGCUCCACAUGGACGGAAACCGCCUGAGUGUCAUAAAGAGCGACCACUUUAAAGGCCUGAUCAACCUGCGGCACCUCAUCCUCGGAAACAACCAGAUCCACCAGGUGGCCCACACCUCCUUUGAUGAAUUUGUUUCCACCAUAGAGGACUUGGAUCUUUCCAAUAACAAUCUGCGCACCCUGCCCUGGGAAGCCAUAGCCAGAAUGACCAAUAUUAACACACUCACAUUGGACCACAACCUGAUUGACCACAUUGGUGCUGGGACUUUCACGCUGCUCACCAAGCUGGUCCGCCUGGACAUGACCUCCAACAGGCUGCAGAAGCUGCCACCAGACAGCCUGUUCCAGCACGCUCAGGUCCUGUCUGACGCCAAGGGCUCCAGCUCCUCCACUCUGGCUGUGAGCUUUGGUGGAAACCCUCUUCACUGUAACUGUGAGCUGCUGUGGCUGCGCAGGCUGACCAGAGAGGAUGAUCUGGAGACCUGCGCCUCACCAGAACAUCUCAUGGACAAAUACUUCUGGUCCAUCCAAGAGGAGGAGUUUAUCUGUGAGCCUCCAUUGAUCACCAAACAUACUGUCACUAAGCCGUAUGUGAUGGAGGGGCAAGGGGUGACUCUUAAAUGCAAAGCCGUGGGUGAUCCAGACCCAGACAUUCACUGGCGGUCACCAGACGGCAAGUUGGUGCAUAAUAAUUCCCGCACCAUCCUGUAUGAAAAUGGCACCCUUGAUAUUCUCAUCACCACUCUGAAGGACAGCGGGGCAUUUAAUUGUGUGGCAUCCAAUGCCGCAGGCAUCGACACAGCUGCUGUUGAGAUCAACAUGAUCCCCUUACCCCUGUUUGUUAACAACACAGGCCACAUGCGUGAGGACCCUGGACUCUCAGAUAUCACCACCUCCUCCAAAUCUGGCAAUGACACCAAGGGCUACGACAAACAGGACAGGAGGGUAAUGGUCAAUGAGCUGACCUCCUCCUCCGCUGUGAUCCGUUGGCCAUCUGAGCGCCAUAUCCCCGGCAUUAGGAUGUACCAGAUACAGUACAACAGCACAGCAGAUGACACUUUGGUGUACAGAAUGAUCCCAUCUACCAGCAAGAAUUUCUUAAUCAAUGAUCUGGCCGCAGGGCGGGAAUAUGACCUUUGUGUGCUGGCGGUUUACGACGAUGGCAUCACAUCAUUAACAGCCACACGUGUGGUUGGCUGCGUGCAGUUCCACACGGCCAGUGAGGUCAGCCAAUGCCGCUUCAUGCACAGCCAGUUCCUGGGAGGCACUAUGAUCAUCAUUAUCGGUGGUAUAAUUGUUGCUUCAGUGCUGGUGUUCAUCAUCAUCCUGAUGAUCCGCUACAAGGCCUACAGCAGCCCAGAGGACAGCAAAACCAAGGUCAGCUCCACCAUGCACUCCCAGACCAACGGUAGCCAGCAGCGGCUACAGCGCUCCACCUCCAAGCAGCCUUCUGACGAGGGCCAGCGUGAAGCCGAGGCACCCAAAGAGUGCAUGGCGCUGGUGCUGAGGGUGGACAACGAGAAGAAGGAGGAUCCAGCAGCCACCACUGCCAUCCUGGAGGUGGAGCUGCCUCCUCUGACUGUAGAAAAAAUGAAGAGAAGAACCAGCCUGGAUGCACAGCACUCCGGUCCCCCAUCUGAGGACACGCAGACGGACAGUAGCCUGACAGGCUCCACCAUGUCCCUGUGUCUCAUAGGCCCGAAUGCUGGCACCAAUGAGGCUCCGAGGCUCAAGGACAAGAAAAGUUCCCUGGCCAACAUGGGAUUACUCCCUAAUGAGCUGGCACGAACUAGGCACAGAUUCUCUUUUGACGGAGGGGAUUACUCCAUAUUUCAGAGUCAUAGUUACCCACGCAGAGCGAGGACGAGGUGGCACAAGUCCACCAACCAGCUCAACGUGGAGUCAUCACCGCUCGCCAACAGGAGAGUUACAUUCAGCAGCACUGAGUGGAUGCUUGAGAGCACAGUCUGAGGAAAGCUACACACAAACAUACAUGUAAAAACACAAUAUGUCGACAUGCCAUACGACACAAGCACACACUUUAACCUGCAUACAGCAAACGAUAAACACAAGUACAUGUACUUACACAUGCAAACUUUCUGUGAGUUGCUGGAGAAGAACACAGUCUCCCUUCAUCAUGCCUCCCCAUCAUACUCCCAGAGAGGUUUGUUGGCCAUGUCCUUUCUUUAUGCAGCAGUGCCUUAUUCUAAAAAAUGUACGAAUGGAGGAUGCUGCUCACUGUAGUCAUAAACCUUCCUCUCCAUCAUUGCCUCCCACCCUGAAACGGGGAGCAUUUCUUUUGGAUUUUUUAAUUUUUUUCUGUCUCUGUGACAUGCCAAGGGGGUGUGGCGUUUGGAUGUGACUGUUUAUCUUUAAUUGUUAAAAAGAGAAAAAAAGAGAAAAAAAAAACAAAAAACAAAACUUCAUCAUAACUGUAAAGUGAACAGCCAGGUAUCCUGUUAUGUCAAUCAUGUUUUGGGUUCUUUCAAAAAAACUUUUGCACAGAAGACACGAGAUACGAGGACAAGUAUCACCACCAGUCUAUACAAUAAUAAUAAUUUCUAAUGUUAGUAUAGAGAGGAUGGACCUGGAAAAACUGCGGAUUCCUCUUUGACGGUCGGACUGUAUGAUGUUAAAUAUUGUUCCAGAUGUGACUGUAUAUUAAUCGGUACUGUAUCUGGCUGGUCUAGAUAAAAAGACAACAAACAAAAAAGACAUAUAUAAGUAUAAUAAAACAUUGGUGUAUGUGUACUAACUAUGUAAGUAAGUAAGUCAUAUGUCACAUGACUUUUUACAAAGCAUUUGGGUGUUGGCUGCAAGUUUUUACAUUAAAAACCUGUGUCAUCACACCUCUCCCCUAUUUAGUAUGUCAAAGUUUGGACCAUUUAUCCCCUCACGAAGGGUAUUAAAUUUUUUGUGUGGGUUAACUGUA